Molecule: messenger RNA, 813 nt
Organism: Aureobasidium namibiae CBS 147.97
Lineage: Eukaryota; Fungi; Ascomycota; Dothideomycetes; Dothideales; Saccotheciaceae
Exons: 3
Coding region: 1-813 (270 amino acids)
Source: RefSeq, a predicted model, not a curated record
AUGACGAGUGACUCGAUGAACAUCAGUAACCCAGCAGGUGCUGGAUCUUCUGCAAGCGAGACCACUCAAGCUGAAGCCACGCGAUCUCAUGCGUUCAGUCUCUCACUCACUGCUUAUGACGACCAAACCGGAGACAGAUCAGACAAGCGUGUCUUUGCGGUCGAAUCCGUCAAGAAGAUGGCAACUUCAGAUGCCCGCCUCGCAGCCAUAAAAAAUGCAGAUCCAGAGACAUUGCCCAGCCGCAUUCCCUUGAACGAGGAGCUGGAGCUCAAUACCAAUGACAAAGACACAACCACCGUCGUGUGGGUUGGAAUGCUGCCAUCAAGUACCGAUCUAGAAGAGAAGACCAAGAUGGCGAGCAGCAGAGGCUAUUCUGUCAACAGCAUAAACGACAUCAAGCCCAUCGAGAUGGAUCCAAAGGCAAUGCGAGCUACCAAGCUAUGCACAGGAAUCAUGACUAGCGUAGACUCAGUCUUCUUCUUUCCGGAAUUCAGGGACGACGAUGCCACAUCUGUCCAGAAACGCAAGGAUACUUGGGGAGCAAAGGUCAGAGAGGCAUGCGAUAAGAGCGAAGAUGCAAAGAGCGGAAUCAAGCAUGAGUUCGAUGAGAUCGAGGUCGAAGACCGUCUCUCAAUCUCAGCUGAGAUAAUUGAUCUCGCCCAAAGCUACGAGAAAACUGACGACAUCUCAUACAUGAAAGAGAUUGCUCGUGCUGCUAAACAGCACGUCUUGCUGAUGACAGAAGACGAUGAGGGUUACGUCAAGAAAUCGGAACGUCGCAAGGUCGUCAAGAGAGAGUCUGAUUCGGAGUGA